AUGAACAAUGGACGCAUCACUAGAUCCUAUAUAAACCGCCUUUCCUCUUUCUACAGAAUCUUUCCUCCGGUUAACUUCACUUUCAGAAGAUUACUUUUAGAGAAGAGCAUGAAUCGUCUAUAUAUUAACAUCGUUUUGAUAGGUUUAGGCCUUGUGUCAGUAGUGUUAACGGAAGAAAGGAAACAAAGAAUAAAACGAGGGGGAAAUGGUUAUAGCGGAGGGAAAAAUGGUUUUGAUCAGCAUGGACAAGGCGACUAUGAUAGAGGUGGUGGCCAACCAUUUGGACAAGACAGAGGCGGAUUAAAUACUGGACAAAAUAAUUACGGUCCUAGAGAAGGCGAUGAUAAACCUGGACAAGAAAAAUAUGGAAAUCAAAAUGGAUUUGGUCAAGAAAGUGGAAUUGGAAGUGGAGGCUAUGGUGAGAAAAACGGCUUUGGAGGUGGUGGACAAGGUGCUAAGAAUGGACUAAAUGGAGGACAGAGAAGAGAUAAAUACAAUGGAUUUGGAAAUGAUCAAGGCAUUAAUAACAAUUUUGGCGGAGAUUCUCCUGCUGAUGGCAGUUUGGGAAAUGGAGGUUAUGGUAGCCAAAAAAAUAAAAAUGGAUUCAGAGAUCAGCAAGGUUAUGACGGUCAAAAAGGAGGAUAUACUGGGCAGGAUGGAUUUGGCUCCAAACAAGACAAAAACGAUUUCGGAAGUGGUCCACAAAUCCAAAAUGGUUAUGGUGGUCAAGGAGAUAAGAAUGGCUUUGGAAGUCAACAAGGAGGAAAUGGAUUUGGUAAUCAAGGUAAAAAGAAUGGAUUUGGAGGGAAUGGUCCACAAAACCAAAAUGGUUAUGGUGGUCAAGAAGAUAAGGAUGAUUUUGGGAGUCAACAAGGAGGGAAUGGAUUUGAAGGGGAUGGUUAUGGUGGAAGAGGAAAGCCUGGUGGAUUUAGAGAUCAACUAAAAGGAAAUGGACAAGAUGGACAAAAUGGAUAUGGAUCUGGAUUAGGAAGUAAGGCUGGAUUUGGUAAAGAUUCUCCAAAAAGUAAUGGCUACGGUGGUAGAGGAGAUAAUGGAUUUGGGGGCCAACAAGAUGGAAAUGGUUAUGGUAGACAACCAGAUAAAAACGGAUUUGACCAGCAAAGCGACAGCUACGGCGGACAAAAUGGCUUUGGAUUACAAGGAAAUAAUGAUUUUGGACGAUUCGGAAACGGAAAACAAAAUGGCUAUGGCAAACAAAACGGUUUUGGAAACGGAGAGGAUGGCAGAGAUGGUUCUGGAGAUCAACAAGGAAAACGUGAUGACUAUGGUAAAGGUGGUUCUGGAGAAAGUAAUGGAUUUGGAGAUCAACAAGGAGAUUAUCCUAAAGGAGAUUUUGGUGGACAAGACAAUUAUGGCGAUGGAGGAAAUAGAUUUCCGGAUGGAAGCCAAACAAAAGGACAAAGAGGUGGAUUUGGAGCAGGGACUAAUCAAGAAGAUUAUCCUUCCGGAAGCCUUGAGGAUACAAUUAAAGGCAUUCCAGGACAGGAUUAUCCAACAGAAGUAGUUAUUCCAAAAACAUCAUUUCAAUGUAAGAGUCAACAAUAUCCAGGUAUAUAUGGUGAUGUAGAAGCAAGAUGUCAGGUGUUCCAUAUGUGUCAAGAGGAUGGUAGACAUGAUUCUUUUCUUUGCCCCAUUGGUACAAUAUUUAAUCAAAAAUAUUUCGUAUGCGAUUGGUGGUAUAAUGUAAAAUGUGAAGAUACUCCUAAUUACUACAACUUAAAUGAAGAUUUAUAUCUCACGGAAGGUUUCCAGAAAGGAGGAGUCGGUGCAGGUAGUGAUAUAUAUGGAGGACAAGGUGGUGUAAAUCAACAGAAUGGAGGAAAUUACGGUACAAGUUCUGGUAGAGGCCACGAAGGGGGAGAACAAAGUUAUGAUAAAGGAAUUUCUGGAAAUGGACAAGAAGGGGCGAAUUAUGAUGGACAAGGAAAUAUGAAUGGAUUUGGAAAUGACCAAAAUGGUAAUUUUGGAGAUCAAGGAGGCUUUGGUCAAGAAAAUGGAUAUCAGGGAGAUAAAGGAAGUCAACCAAAAGGAAAAGAUGGCUAUAAUCAACAACGUGGCUUUGGUGGAUCCGAUGAAGCCGGAAGAGCACAAAAUGAUUACGGUGGUCGUGAAAAUGGUGAUACAAAGGAUUUUACAGAUGAUUACGACGGGCAGAGAGGAGGAAAAUCCGAUUUUGGACAACAAAAUGCAGGAAACAACGGUUACGAUAGUCAAAAUAAUUUUGGUGGAAGAAAUAAGCAAGGAGGAGAUAGUUAUAACGGAUUUGGUGACUCACAGAACGGAUCAAAUGGAUAUGGGGGUAAAUCGGGAGAUUAUGCUAAACAAAACGGAAAUGAUGGAAAUCAAAGAGGUAUAGGUUUUCAACAGAAUGGAAAAUCAAAAAGUUAUUAA
This is a messenger RNA of Centruroides sculpturatus (bark scorpion), 2412 nucleotides long. RefSeq names its product glycine-rich cell wall structural protein 1.8-like. Lineage: Eukaryota; Metazoa; Arthropoda; Arachnida; Scorpiones; Buthidae. The record is from RefSeq and is a predicted model, not a curated record. The transcript has 5 exons. Gene Ontology annotation, cellular component: extracellular region. Gene Ontology annotation, molecular function: chitin binding. Bases 1 to 2412 code for a protein of 803 amino acids.